GCGACAACUGGCGGCGGAUCCUAAGCUGUACAACCCGCCGGCCAAGGUCGAGCUCUCCGCCCAGGGCGCCAUUGAGCGCGACAUGGGCAGCGCGGCGGCGCUGUUGCAGGUCUCCGAGCGCGCGGGGCGCACGAGCGCUGCCGCGCCGCCGCCAGAGACCUGGAGCGCGUACGCGAAGAAGUCCGAGGAGAGCGCUGGAGUCAUUGCCAUGAUGGACCUGCUGAUCAGCGAUCUCGACAAGGAGAUGACCGAGGCCGAGACGGAGGAGAAGGACUCGCAGGCGGACUAUGACAAGACGAUCGCGGGCGCGAAGGACAAGCGGAUGACCGACUCCAAGGCGCUAACGUCCAAGGCCGCCGAGAAGGCAGAUUUGGAGAGCGACCUGCAGGCGGCCAAGGGCGACAGCGCCAGCACGGCCAAGGCGCUCAUGGCAACGGACAAGUACCUCUCCCAACUCCAU
Prorocentrum cordatum is the source of this 460-nucleotide messenger RNA. The record is from the annotation of a GenBank genome assembly. Lineage: Eukaryota; Dinophyceae; Prorocentrales; Prorocentraceae.